Messenger RNA from Ambispora leptoticha, 824 nucleotides. NCBI's taxonomy places the organism in Eukaryota, Fungi, Glomeromycota, Glomeromycetes, Archaeosporales, Ambisporaceae. The record is from the annotation of a GenBank genome assembly.
AUGAAUGGAGAUACGAAAUUGGUUUUAGCAUUGAUUACUCGGAUUGAACUAAAGUUACCAUGUAAUAGUGGUAAAAGGUUAGAAACGAUAGAGGCUGAUCCUCUAGUACAGCAAACUGUUAGUGCGAUCGUGGAUCUUUCCAGGUUUAGAUUUAGUACCAUUGUUAAAAAUUUGACCCAUUUAUUGGAAACCAUAUCAAAGGAAAAAAUAAUAAUACAUUCUGAUGAGAGGAAAAAAAGAUUUGUUCAUCUUGGAAUUGAGCCAACCACGAUGGUUCUAGAAGACUCUAUGCCAGUCGACAUUCUUCAAUCACAGUUAUUCGUACUGAAAAUAUUUUCAGCAUGUGUAUCACACCACUGGAAAUGUUAUCGUGGAUUACAACGAGGUGAAUUGUUGAAUGGUAUUCCAAAAACAUCGCAAUCAUCUGUCGAAAUCAAAAACAAUAGCAAUGGACAUGUUAAUCGUGUUAUUUCACGACAUCCAUCAUCGGAUGCGAAAUAUAUCCUCAAAGUUCUCUCUAGAUUUUUGCAUCAAAUGGCGAAUCAAGAGGAAAAUUUGCCGAAGGAUCAAUCAAUCAUCGGAGUUCCUGGUGCAGGCAUUCCAAAUCCUGGUGUUGGCAGUGGGGGAGGCGGAAUGGUCAAUGGUGGAUAUGCAGUAUAUUCGACAGUUACUUAUGAGAUUGUUUGUGAGAUUUUUAAUUAUGCUGGUAGAGUAAUUUUGUAUAUUAGUGCCUCGAAUUGGAGUGUUGUCUUUUCGAGGAUUAAGAGUCGUAUUGCAUAUUUAACAAGUACUUAUGAUGAGUGGCCAGAAACAGCUGACUUGAA